AUGAAUCCUUUUAUCCUAACCACCCUUCUCCUUGGUCUAGGUCUCGGAACUACAAUUACAUUUGCGAGUUCACACUGACUCUUAGCCUGAAUGGGCCUAGAAAUCAACACACUAGCCAUUAUCCCACUCAUAGCGCAACAUCACCACCCUCGAGCGGUUGAGGCUACUACUAAAUACUUUUUAACACAAGCAACAGCCGCCGCCACACUCCUGUUUGCAAGCAUAACAAACGCCUGGCUCACAGGCCAGUGGGACAUCCAACAAAUGACACACCCCCUCGCCACAACCAUAAUUAUUAUUGCCCUGGCAUUGAAAAUUGGUCUAGCACCAAUACACUCCUGACUCCCCGAAGUUCUUCAAGGUUUGGACCUAACAACCGGCCUCAUCCUUUCAACUUGACAAAAGCUUGCCCCCUUUGCACUACUUAUACAAAUCCAACUUGACAACCCCACCCCCUUAAUUAUUUUAGGCCUCACAUCUACCCUCGUGGGUGGGUGAGGCGGCCUCAACCAAACGCAGCUCCGUAAAAUCCUUGCCUAUUCAUCAAUCGCCCACCUCGGCUGAAUAAUACUUAUCCUUCAGUUCUCACCCCUCCUCACCCUUCUUGCUCUCAUCACCUACCUCAUUAUAACAUCCUCAGUAUUCCUAAUCUUCAAAAUAAACAAAGCCACAACCAUUAAUGCCCUCGCAAUCUCCUGAACAAAAACGCCUAUCCUAACAGCUCUUAUCCCACUAGUCUUACUCUCCCUAGGGGGCCUUCCCCCUCUAACCGGGUUCAUACCUAAAUGGUUUAUCCUCCAAGAACUAACAAAGCAAGACCUUGCCACCCUCGCCACUCUAGCAGCCCUUACUGCCCUCCUCAGCUUAUACUUCUAUCUACGACUCUCGUACGCGAUAACACUCACAAUAGCCCCAAACAACCUCACCGGCACCACUCCGUGGCGAUUCUCCUCCCCUCAACUAACCCUUCCGCUCGCAAUCUCAAGCACAACCGCCACCCUACUACUCCCGCUAGCUCCUGCCACCCUAGCGCUCUUAACAACCUA
Messenger RNA from Paralichthys olivaceus (Japanese flounder), 1046 nucleotides. The record is from the annotation of a RefSeq genome assembly. NCBI's taxonomy places the organism in Eukaryota, Metazoa, Chordata, Actinopteri, Pleuronectiformes, Paralichthyidae.